GAGGAAAUGAGCCUCACUUCCAUUUCACAAAUACCAAAAACUGAUAUAGGGAAUGAUGUGGUAGUGUAAACAUUCAAAACCCUUUCAACCUUUCUUAUGAGUUUACGAUCACAAAAUCUCAUCAAAGUUGACAACUUUCAUCUCUUUCGAAAACAUGAGCAACCCUGGAGAUGAAAAGGAGCUGUGUCAAAAGAAGAGGAAAUCCACCAUUUGUGAAGCCUCUAACUUUAGGACAUCGAGGAGAAGAUUCUGCAGCAGCAACCAAAUUGAAGAGGAGAUGAACAAGGGAGUUUCAACAACAUUGAAGCUUUACGAUGACCCAUGGAAGAUCAAGAAGACUCUAACUGAUAGUGAUUUGGGAAUCCUAAGUAGACUCUUGCUGGCUGCAGAUUUGGUGAAGAAACAAAUUUUGCCUAUGUUGGGUGCAGAUCAUGCAAGAGCUGCUGAAACUGAAGAAGGUACCCCAGUUAGAGUUUGGGACAUGGACACCAAAUCCAUGCACCAACUCGUCCUAAAGCGAUGGUCUUCAUCCAAGAGCUAUGUUCUUAUUGGAAAGUGGAACCAAGACUUCGUCAGAAGAAGAGAUCUAAAGAAAGGUGAUGAGAUCGGAUUUCAUUGGGAUCCAUAUAAUUGCAUUUUCAAUUUCUGUGUUCUCAAACGAGCUAUGCCAGAUAAUUAAUUUCAGUCUUAGUUUUAUUUUACUUUCAAAUCAAUCCUUGAGGAAAUCACAAGUAUAACCUCUAUAUAUGCUUAUGUAGACAUACAAUAAUGUUGUUGUAAGAGCUUCUACUUCAAACUUACCUUUUAAUCCCAGACCACUUUCUAUUUCCAUUGUUCUUUCGUUUCCCACAUCAUUUCUAAUUUCCAUCUUGCAAAUCUAGGUCUAGCAUGAGAUCUUUGUGUGGUUUAAACCUUAAUUGAUAAUCUAUGUAUAAUGAAUGUUUAUGAUGGUGUUCAGUUCCUACUUCUGUUGUUAUAUAUGACUGUA
Vigna angularis (adzuki bean) is the source of this 988-nucleotide messenger RNA. RefSeq names its product B3 domain-containing protein At2g33720. Lineage: Eukaryota; Viridiplantae; Streptophyta; Magnoliopsida; Fabales; Fabaceae. Gene Ontology annotation, molecular function: DNA binding. The record is from RefSeq and is a predicted model, not a curated record. The transcript has a single exon. The coding region runs from base 155 to 679 and encodes 174 amino acids.